Molecule: messenger RNA, 534 nt
Organism: Plenodomus lingam JN3
Lineage: Eukaryota; Fungi; Ascomycota; Dothideomycetes; Pleosporales; Leptosphaeriaceae
Source: RefSeq, a predicted model, not a curated record
AUGCCUUUCCGCCUCGCUACAAUCACCCUCAUGCUUACCUACGGUAUCAACCUCACAAAUGCCGCCCAUGCCGGCUUUCAUGUCCAGUUCCCAUGGCUGUCUCGUGGUCCAAAACCGAAGAUCCAGACCGACUUUGAUCCUUUCUGCGGGGAAAUAAUACAUAAUCCUGGCAAAUACGAUCACCGCUCACGCACUUUCCUGUCCUUCUCCGGCCAUCCUGGAGACCUUGUGACGACCCUCUAUACCCGGAAUAGAGUGCCCAGGAAGAGAGAUGACUUUCCCCAUGUCAUUCUGCAAGAUGUGCCUAUUGCAACAUCAGGGCAGCUAUGCGUAAAUGUCACAAUACCAUUUCCGACAGAACUUGACGAGAUGGGAGUCAUGUAUUUUGAGGCAAGGGAUCCUAAGACAGGAAAUGUCGAGCACUACUGCUCCGACGUCAGGAUGGUUGACAUGACCGCUCUGCCUGAGGAGCAUCCGGCUAUGUGUGCGGCCGACAAUAAGACGCUCAUCCCAAUGCCUGAUGAGUAUCUAUAG